GGACAUUGUCUGUGCUUUAAUCUUUUUGAUAACUGUGAACUUGAAUUUACUUUAGUCACGAGGUUAUCGUAAACCCUAAAAAUUACAGAUGCCUGGACCUCAGAAAAGAAAGAAGCAUCACGUAGGUGACACAUUUUAUAAAAGGAAUUAUAAAACCAAGUACAGAGCUAGAGAUAUUGAUGAGGUUGACAAUGAUUUAAGGAAAGAAAAUGCUGACCGUCUAUUAAAGCAAGCCCUUGAUUUUGAUAAGCCUGGAGAGGGACAGCAUUAUUGUAUACAUUGCGCGCGGUACUUUUUAAGUGAACAAGUAUUAAAAGACCAUUUUCGAACUAAGUUACAUAAAAAACGUAUAAAAGAACUAAAAUUUGAACCUUACAGUAUAGAAGAAUCUGAACGUGCAGCAGGUUUUGGAAGCUAUGUUGCUCCUAAGGAAAGAAUAAUUUCUACUCAACCUUUAAACAUUGAAGAAUAUAAAGAGCCUGAACAAGUUGAUAUUGGUUCUUUAAACAUAGAUGUAUAAAAUGAUUAAAAAAUUGUCCAAUAACUUUUUUAAUUGUAUUACUUUACCUAGAUUGUAUACUACAUCUAAAUUAUAUAUACCUUAUAACAAAA
Molecule: messenger RNA, 612 nt
Organism: Daktulosphaira vitifoliae (grape phylloxera)
Lineage: Eukaryota; Metazoa; Arthropoda; Insecta; Hemiptera; Phylloxeridae
Product: zinc finger protein 593
Exons: 3
Coding region: 89-520 (143 amino acids)
Molecular function (GO): nucleic acid binding; zinc ion binding
Source: RefSeq, a predicted model, not a curated record